AUGGGUGACUUGCGGAAGGGUUUCAAAGUAAAUACUUGUGACAGUUUAUCCGAGAAGGUCACUGUGGAUGGAAGAAAUGUGUUGCUGCAAGUUGAGAGGGAUGAAGAUUUUGUGAUGCCCUCAAGGGUAAACCCGUGCUUGAAAUAUAGCAUCUUCACGUUUAGCUACAUCUUUCUGCUGCUUUCUGUUGGAUUGCUGACUUUGGGUAUCUGGGCGCAAACAGCUAAAUCUGGAGUACUGUUCAGUUUGAAGAAGUUUGAUUCUAAGAAGAUUGCUCUUCUAUUGGACCCAACCGUUCUCAUUUUUCUUACCGGUAUUAUCACCAUAAUAAUCAGUUUCUGUGGAGCUGUUGGAAGCUUACGAGACAACUGUUUCUAUCUGAUGCUUUAUGUAUGCAUGUUGGGUUUCAUAAUAAUAACUUAUUUUAUGCUAAUUAUAACUGCUGUAUUUAUUAGCCGUGUAUUACUGAAUGUGGUGGAGACGACGAUCCAGGAUACCAUUAUACUGUAUCGUGAUGAACCAGACUUGCAGCUUUUAGUGGACUGGAUACAAACUACUGUUAAAUGUUGUGGUGCUUUCUCACCUCAUGACUGGAAUAAUAAUAUCUAUUUCAGUGAUGCGAAUAUAUUGAGAACAUACGAGUCGUUAGAAGCUGGUGGUGUACCAUUUUCUUGUUGUAAAGAAACGAAGUCAACAACGGCUUCGCUUUCAAAUAUGUUCUGCGGUAUAGGUGCUCGUAUACCACCACCGUUUGCACCGUUAGAUGAUAAAGGCAUGUUUUUGCGGGAUGACAUUCAUCAGCAGGGUUGCAUCGAAAUGAUUAAGGAAUUCCUGAUCAGGAAUAUUUUAUACAUUACUCCAGCUAUCUUUAUCUUCCUUAUAAUUCAAUUGUUUUGUCUUUUUUCUGCAUACAUCUUGCAAAAUCAAAUUUUUGAACAGCGAGAAGAUUGGUAUAGCACUCAAAAAUUAAAAGUUUUUGUCUAUGAGCAGUAA
Molecule: messenger RNA, 993 nt
Organism: Brugia malayi
Lineage: Eukaryota; Metazoa; Nematoda; Chromadorea; Rhabditida; Onchocercidae
Exons: 3
Coding region: 1-993 (330 amino acids)
Biological process (GO): protein maturation; protein localization to plasma membrane
Cellular component (GO): membrane
Source: RefSeq, a predicted model, not a curated record